GUGUUUAUUUUCUUUUUUAAAAUCCCAUCGCUCUUUGUUACAAAUGCUGUUCAGUUUUUAAUUGUACUGUGAUUAUUCGAUGUGAAACUGUUGAAUUAUGAAGUGAGGACCAUGUAUGUAUAGAAAAAACCUAUAGGCGUGUAUUCUUCGUCCUCGUGAGCACUGAAGCCUUUGUCUACUACAUCGUGUAAAAGUUUGUAAAAUGGAGUUGAAGCCUCCGGAUUCUUUCCCAUUCCCGUUCACGGCUUAUUCAAUUCAACAUGAUUUCAUGACGAAUUUGUAUGAAGCGUUAGAAUCUGGGAGACUGGGAAUAUUUGAAAGUCCUACAGGCACUGGCAAAUCAUUGAGUCUGAUUUGUGGUGCCCUGCGAUGGCUGUUGGACCACGAGACAAGGUGCCAGGCAGACCUUGAAGCUCAGGUGGCAGCCCUGACUUUACAACUGGAAGAACUAGAGGCAGAAAAUGCAGUUGACUGGUUGGGUCAGCAGGCUCAAGGAGUGGAACUGAGAAACAAAUUAAACACGAUUGCACGGCAACUCAGUUCUAUUCACAAGAGAGAGGAGAAGUUGCUCAGCCUAAGGAACAAUGUCAAAAAGGAGGCUAAGAAUACUGAUAAGAAAUCUUCCCAAAGAUCUGAAGAGUCUCCAUCAGUUCCUGCAAUGAGAGAUUUAGUUACUGAUGAAGAUGAAAUUUUGUUAGAAGAAUAUGAGGAAAGUAAUUGUGAAGAUGGCACCAUUGACGCCACUGAGGAUGAAGAAGAUGAAGAGAACCAGCUGGAUGAGCCAAAGCCAACCCAAAUUUAUUUCUGCAGCCGAACCCAUUCUCAGCUGGCGCAAGUGGUGGGUGAAAUACGGCGUAGCCCCUAUGGGGCUGAUAUCCGUGCUGUUCCCCUUGCAUCCCGUUCUAAUUGCUGUAUCAAUGAGAGUGUUCGCCGUCUUGGUAACAAUACUCUAAUAAAUGAAAGGUGUCUCGAGCUCCAGAGCAAGACCAAAUCCAAACCCAUAGAUAAAGAGAACGCACCUAAGCGACAGAAGACUGUAGGUGGGGGCAGCUGUCCAUUCCGGCAGCGUGAGAGAGUGCAACAGCUGAGGGAUACAGCUCUGUCAUCUGUCCAUGAUGUUGAGGAGCUCGUGACUGCUGGGAAAAUGCUGAAAGCAUGCCCGUACUAUGCUGCCAGGGAUGCAGUCCCUCUUGCUCAAGUUGUCCUUAUCCCCUACAAUACUCUACUGCACAAGUCAACACGUGAAGCAAGUGGAAUACGACUGAAAGACAGCAUUGUGAUAAUUGAUGAAGCGCACAAUCUAUUGGAGAGUGUUAACAGCAUUCAUAGCUGUGAAGUUACGGGACACCAGCUGAGCUUUGCCCAUAGUCAGCUUUCUCAAUACAGGCAGCGAUUCCUACGGCAGUUCAGUCCUGUUAAUUUGCUACGCCUCGAACAGCUUAUUUUUGUAAUUAGCAAGCUUCUACGUCUGCUUG
Messenger RNA from Schistocerca cancellata (South American locust), 1475 nucleotides. RefSeq names its product putative ATP-dependent RNA helicase DDX11-like protein 8. Gene Ontology annotation, cellular component: nucleus. The transcript has 8 exons. The record is from RefSeq and is a predicted model, not a curated record. Gene Ontology annotation, molecular function: DNA binding; hydrolase activity, acting on acid anhydrides, in phosphorus-containing anhydrides; ATP binding. Gene Ontology annotation, biological process: establishment of sister chromatid cohesion. The annotation marks the transcript as partial. Lineage: Eukaryota; Metazoa; Arthropoda; Insecta; Orthoptera; Acrididae.